GACCUGAACAAGUACAUCUACCUGCGUGACCUGCAGGACAACAACAAGCAGCUCUUCUACCACGUCCUCCAGCAGUACCCCGAUGAGCUGAUGCCGGUGGUGUACACGCCGGUGGUGGGGCUCGCCUGUCAGCACUACAGCCGCCUCUACAAGCGCCCUCGGGGCCUCUUUAUCACCAUCGAUGAUGCUGGGCACAUUGACGAGCUCUUCCAGAACUGGGAGCACGACGACAUCAAGGCGAUCGUGGUGACGGACGGCGAGCGGACGCUGGGCCUGGGCGACCUGGGCGCCCACGGCAUGGGCAUCUCCGUGGGCAAGCUGGCGCUCUACUCGGCGCUGGGCGGCAUUCCCCCGCAGUUCACGCUGCCCGUCGUCAUUGACGUGGGCACGAACAACACCGACCUGCUGCGCGACCCGUACUACAUUGGCCUGCACCGCCGCCGCGUGGACGGCGCCCCCUACGACGCGCUGAUUGACGAGUUCAUGCACGCCGUGCAGCGCAUCUACGGUGACCAGUGUCUGGUGCAGUUUGAGGACUUUGGCAACCGAAACGCCCACCGCCUGCUGAAGAAGUACCGCAAUGACUUUUGCACCUUCAAUGAUGACAUACAAGGAACGGCCUCGGUGACCCUGGCCGGCGUCUUUGCCGCCAACCGCAUCACCGGCCAGCGCGUCAGCGACCACCGCUUUCUCUUCCAGGGCGCCGGCACCGCCGCCCUCGGCAUCGCCGACCUCAUCGUCGAGCAGAUGAAGCACGAAGGCCUGACGGAGAAGGAGGCCCGAGGGCGCGUCGCCAUGUUCGACAUUGACGGCCUGGUCACCGCGGACCGCCCCGGCAACACCAACCCCUACGCCAAGGAGGCGGAGCAACNACCGCGGACCGCCCCGCUGACCGACCUGCUGAAGGUAGUGCAGGCCUUCGAGCCGAGUGUCAUCAUCGGCGUCAGCGCCGUCUCGGGCGCCUUCACGCCGGCCGUCCUCCAGCACAUGGCGGCGAUCAACAAGGAGCGACCGCUGGUCCUUGCCCUCUCCAACCCCACCAGCAAGAGCGAGUGCACCGCCGAGGAGGCGUACAAGUACACCGGCGGGCGGGCGCUCUUCGCCUCCGGCUCGCCCUUCGGCGAGGUGGUCCUCGACGGGCGGCGCUUCGAGCCGAGCCAGGGCAACAACGCCUACAUCUUCCCGGCGAUGGCCCUCUCGGUGAUGGCCUGCGGCGUGAAGCGCAUCACCGACGAGGCCUUCAUCCAGGCGGCGAAGGCGCUCGCCGAGGAGGUGAAGCCCGCGGAGCUGGACGCCGGCCGCCUCUACCCGCGCCUCAACCACAUUCGCCCGGUGACGCUGGCCAUCGGCGCCAAGCUCUGCGACUGGUUCUACGCCCAGGGCCUGGCCUCGUACACGCCCGAGCCGGCGGAGAAGUACCAGUUUCUGAAGGACCUGCAGUACAACCCCAUCUACGAUGACUCCUACGGAGCGGCCGCCAAAUAA
Molecule: messenger RNA, 1485 nt
Organism: Rhagoletis zephyria (snowberry fruit fly)
Lineage: Eukaryota; Metazoa; Arthropoda; Insecta; Diptera; Tephritidae
Product: NADP-dependent malic enzyme, mitochondrial-like
Biological process (GO): malate metabolic process; pyruvate metabolic process
Cellular component (GO): mitochondrion
Molecular function (GO): NAD binding; malate dehydrogenase (decarboxylating) (NADP+) activity
Source: RefSeq, a predicted model, not a curated record